Molecule: messenger RNA, 3573 nt
Organism: Raphanus sativus (radish)
Lineage: Eukaryota; Viridiplantae; Streptophyta; Magnoliopsida; Brassicales; Brassicaceae
Exons: 7
Coding region: 877-3573 (898 amino acids)
Biological process (GO): protein desumoylation
Cellular component (GO): nucleus
Molecular function (GO): deSUMOylase activity
Source: RefSeq, a predicted model, not a curated record
UUUAGGGUCUGGGACGACUUAAUAUUUAGUCUUCUGUGCACAGACGACUAAAUAUUAGGUCGUCUGGUGUACAUUAUCAGCCAGAAUAAGUCGUCUAAACCGGACCAAACCUUAAAGUUUACCAAUGUACUUUUAAAGCUAACCGGAUUAUUUACCCAAUAUAUAAGGUGAUUUUUUUUUUUUUUCAUUUUCCGCGAAAUUCAGAAACCCUAACAGUUCUCUCUCACCGGCGAUAUCAAAGGCGAUUCGAAUUCCCACUAUUUCCGAACAAACCAUCGUUCUCAACGUCGGCUAUCUAUCUCACUUCAUUCUCACCGUUGUCGCCGCAGCUUCUUCUAACCCUAGCGCCGCCGAUUCCUCUAAACCCUAGCGCCCCCGCUUCCACUAUUUCCGAACAAACCGUCGCCCUCGCCACCGUGCUCACCAACGUUCUCACCGCCGCUUCCUCUAAACACUAGCUAGCACCGCCGCUUCUUCUAAACCCUAGCGCCGCCGCUUCUUCUCUGUAAACCGUAGCGCCGUUUCUCUGUAAACCCUAACGCCGAUCUAUAACCACAAUGACGAGUACUCCAACUCCUUCUGCGACUAAUCAGGUCCGCUUGAAAUUUUUCUACUGGAAGACUUGUAAGUAAGUCGUCUGGAAAGUCUUCCAACUGGACGACUUAGUAGACGACUUAAAUAUAAGUCGUCCAUUUGGAAGACUUUUCAGACGACUUAAAUAUAAGUCGUCAACUAAGUCGUCCAGUUGGACGACUUUCCAGACGACUUAUAUUAAAGUCGUCUACUAAGUCGUCUGGAGUAACAAUUAAGGCGUGAUUGAUUUAGCUUGUGUUCUGACUUCUAUUGUUGUCUUUGAUUAUUUUGCAGACAAAAAGGAUGGAUAUUCCAGAACUCCCCCGUAGGUUAUACACAUUAGGGGAAGAGCCAGAACCCCAGCAUAGCAUUUCGUAUCAUUCGGAUAACAACAGGUUGCAUGCUGCUCUUAAGGGAGCUCUCACUGAGAAAGAAUUUGAAGAGCUCAAGGAGUCGAGAUUGGGAGUUUUCAUCAAGUUCAAGGAGCAGGGAUUUGGUUGGGCUUCAAGGCUGGUUCACCACAUGCUCUGUUUAAAGCUGGACAUUAAGAAGAAGUACGAGAUGUGGUGUCUCGUUGGUCCAGAACCUUUGAGGUUUUCACUGUUAGAGUUUGAAAUGAUCACUGGUCUAAACUGCGAGUACAUCGAGGACCUUGACACACCAAAAUGUGAUGUUACCCCAGAGAUGGUUUCUUUCUGGGGGAUGAUGGGAGUUCAUCUGGAAGCUGGGCCAACUACUGAUCAGAUAAUAGAUGCACUGAAGAGAUGCGGGGAUUGGUCCACGGAAGAUCGCAAGCGGCUCGCGUACCUUUCCAUCUUCACUGGAUUCAUUGAAGGGAGAAAGUUUUCAACCGCUACACGAGCUACUCUGGCAAGGCUAGUGAUGGAUUUAGAACGGUUUGAGAAUUAUCCAUGGGGGAGAGUCUCGUUUAAGGUGCUGAUGGACUCUUUGUGGAACAAAGAGAUUACUGGCUGUUACACCGUGGAUGGGUUUAUACAAGUUCUUCAGGUCUGGGCGUACACAGCUCUGCCGGGAAUGGGUGCUAGUAUUGGUAGUCCCAGAUUAAACAGUUCGCUUCCACCGCCUCCACCGAUUCUGGCUUACGAUGGCAGCAGAGGCCGCAGAUUCAUGAAAGCUGCUAUCUUGAGUCAGACCCGCGUGAUCAACUUUGUUGAGAAGGACAUUAGUGAAAUGUGGCCAAAAUGGGACUCUGAGGUUGAGGACGUGCCCGCGGAGAACAUCAUUAAAGUCAUGUAUGAUCGGAGACCGUGGAAGUGGACCAUGGAUUGCUGGGAAGUCACUGGUACAAAAACUAAGUUUGUGACUCCAUCGAAAAGAGCCAAAGAGAUGGUUGUGGUGGAGGUGGAGGAGGAGGAGGAAGACAAUCAGAGACCUCGAAAGAAAGCUCGUAAAGAGGCUCCUAAAGAGGCUCGUAAAGAGGCUCCUAAAGAGGCUAGAGAAGAGGCUAGAGAAGAGGCUAGAGAACCUACUCCUCAAAAGGAUCAGCCUACACUUCAAACCAAUCAUCCUACUCCUCAAACCAGACAGCGUACUCCUCAAAAGGCAAAGCCUACUCCUCAAGCCAAAGAAACCGGGGUUAGUAACAAACAGCCUACCCCUCAAGCCAAAGAAACCGGGGUUAGUAACAAACAGCCUACCCCUACUCCUCAAACCCAGCCUACUCCUCAAAAGGCAAAGCCUACUCCUCAAAAGGCAAAGCCUACUCCUCAAAAGAAACAGCCUUCUCCUCAAACGAAACAGCCUUCUCCUCUGCCCAAAGAGAGAUUGUUGCCGGAGGAUACAGCAGAUGAGGCGAUCUCGGUAUAUAAGAUCUUGCCGGAGGAUAAAGCAGAUGGUGUCACCUCCAAAGAGAUUGUUCCUCUCACUUCCACUGACCAACCGAGCUUCGCUUCCAACGAUCAACAACCGAGCUUCGCUUCCAACGAUCAACAACCGAGCUUUGCUUCCACCGAUCCAAGCGUUCCAGUUUCAGAACCGAGCCUGGUUGUAUUGGACAAAACAGCUCCCACUGCUUCUGUGCGUGCAAGGAGUGAACGAACGAAGAAACCUGCUCCCACGCAGAUAUCUCCUUAUACGGCAGAGAGAAAGAAACUCCUUAGAGUGGGAAAGUAUAAUCCAUUUCCCUCACUAAACAGCCGUAAGUUGAAGGAGCUCGCUGAUUGGUUGAAAACUGAUCCUGAUUAUUACACUAAGCUUGAGGACAAACCACGUACAUCACCAACUUGGUGGUAUCAUAAACUCCGGACACCCAAAGCAUGGCUGGAAGACGUACAUAUGGAUGCUUGGAUGAAUGUGUUGAGGCAGAGGUAUCAGGAGAAUCCACAAGCUUUCCGGAGCGAGCGAAUGUGCUUCCUGGAUCACAACUUUUCCCAUUCUUGGAGAGACCAGUAUCUGUUCUUCAAAGCAUCGGCACCUGAUCACAAAGGUUUAGGAAGAAUGCUACCUAGUGGGGCGUCGUUGUUUUAUGACGGAUCAAUGCCUUCAUUUUGCCAAUCAAACAAGAAGUGGGGGGAGGACAUUGAUGAUAUCUAUGCGCCAGUGAACUUGAACAACAAACAUUGGGUUGCUAUCUGGAUAUCGAUCCCUAAGAGGCACAUAGUCGUCUGGGACAGCAUACCUUCAUCUAGCGUACCAGAAGCAUGGGAUGAGAUAAUGGAGCCUUUUCUCGAGAUGGUCCCUUAUAUGCUUGUUGAGUGCGCAGCCACCGAGGAAGAACGGGGCAAAUACGGGUUGGAGCGAUACACAUAUGAGAGACUGCUGAAAGAUGUACCCACGGCCAACAAUGGUGAUUGUGGCGUGUACGCUCUAAAGUACAUUGAAUGUCAUGCUCUUGGGGUCCCCUUUAGCGCUAAAGACUUUGCUAGGUCCAAUGCGAAGACUAUGAGGGAUAAUAUGGCUGUGGUUAUAUGGACGGAGCUUGUUGAUCAGCAUUUGAAAAAUAAUGAGGAUGGUGGUAUGUUCGUGGGCAUGUAUGAUUAG